This is a messenger RNA of Acanthaster planci (crown-of-thorns starfish), 1032 nucleotides long. Its product is annotated as hepatocyte growth factor activator serine proteases-like. NCBI's taxonomy places the organism in Eukaryota, Metazoa, Echinodermata, Asteroidea, Valvatida, Acanthasteridae. The record is from RefSeq and is a predicted model, not a curated record. Gene Ontology annotation, biological process: Notch signaling pathway. Gene Ontology annotation, molecular function: Notch binding.
GAAGCUAUAAAACGACCACGGUUCUGGAUACUUCUUCACUCGUCAGUGUGACACCAACAAUCAACCAUGCAGCCUUACGUCGUUCUCUUUGCUCUCUGCCUGAUCGGCCUCGUCAACGCUAACGCUGUCAUCACCUGCGACAACCACCCCUGCAAAAAUGGCGGCACCUGUAUCCAGGAGAUCUUUGACGAGGGGUACAGAUGCAAGUGCCCCAUGGAAUACUACGGCACCAACUGUGAAAAACGCAACGACAAGUGUGACACCAAUCCCUGCUUGAACGGCGGUUCGUGCCAGGUGUCUGGGCCCUCCCAAAGCUGCGUUUGUCCACCUGACGCCAGUGGCAAAAUGUGCCAAUACAGACCGUGCGAUACGAAGCCCUGCGGUAUGGGGGAAUGCUUUAUCGUAUAUGAGAACAUAUACUUCUGUCUCUGCCCAGACGGCCACGUCUACAAAGACUGCAAUGGGCAUGACGUGCGGAAACCCUCUCCCUAGCCGACUGGGCUGUAGGCAGUUCAGCUGUUGGGAUAGGCCUAUGUCCCCAGCUACCGAAACGAUCAGUCAACGACCACCAACAUGCCCGCAGUUAUUCAGAAGCGUUGAAAAUAAUUCCAAUAUAGACGCUUAAUUUGAAUUAUUUGCUUGAAUGAUUUCAGCACCCCGAGGUUUAAUCUAAACACUGUCAACUGUAAACAAUGGCACUUUGAUCAUCACUUAAAGAACGAUAUCUCUUUUUCUCCACACUCUUGAAAGUGGGGAGUCGUUAUUAGUCUCUUAUUUUAUUUAGAAUCCUUGGCAUUAAGUUAAUUAAAGAAAAGGUUACAAGUCAAUAUCUGCUUUGGCGAGUUUCACUUUCCUGAAAGAAUUUACCACCUUUUAUUGCAUGCAUACUACAGCUUCAAACGUCUGACCGACAGUUACUGAAUUAAUCGAUUGCAUGGAAGAUUAAUCGAUUGCAUGGAAGAUUUGUAAUCAUAUACCAAAUAAUAUCUUUUAAUGAAAGAAAAGAAGAGCAAAAAGAAUCAAUGUUACUGU